AUGGGUAUACUCAAAGGAACGCAAGCGGUAGCAACCGAAUGGGUCACGGACCCAUUCAAGAGGCUCAAGUGGGGGUUCAUACCAACCAGAAGAAUAGUGGACGAUGAUGCAGUUUCAGAGAACAAAUCUGAAUCGGAGGUGGAUUCGGACGCGGAAGAACAGAAGUAUCGCGCCGAAAAGAGCCAGGAUGUAUCUGUGGAGCAGGGCCUUUCAGAAACGGCGUCUUUGUCGCACUUGGAGUACCGAGACGAAGCUGAUCGUCAUUGGUGGUCAUUCUUCAACGAACAAGAAUAUAGAGUGAAAAAAGCCAGCAAGGCCAAAUGGUACCAAUGGUUUGGCAAUGUGUCGUCUCAGGAAAAAAAACUGCUUUUGAAGCUGGACAUCUUACUGGCUUUUUACUCGUGUUUGGCCUAUUGGGUCAAGUUUCUGGAUUCUACUAACCUGAACAACGCCUACGUCUCGGGUAUGCGUGAGGAACUUAACUUCCAAGGUAACCAGCUGGUAGAAACCCAGGUGAUGUUCACAGUUGGCAACAUUAUUUUCCAAAUUCCAUUUCUAUUCUUCCUUAACAAGGUUCCUUUGAACUUUGUUCUUCCUGCACUGGACAUUUGUUGGUCCAUCUUGACCAUUGGUGCGGCUAAGGUUGAUAGUGUUCCACACUUGAAGGCAAUCCGCUUCUUCAUCGGUGCUUUUGAGGCCCCUGCAUACCUGGCCUACCAGUAUUUGUUUGGAUCGUUUUAUAAACAUGACGAGAUGGUCCGCCGUUCUGCUUUCUACUACUUGGGCCAGUAUGCUGGAAUCUUGUCGGCUGGUGGUAUUCAAUCGGCUGUUUACUCUGCAUUCAACGGGAAGCGCGGCCUGUCUGGAUGGAGGUGGAACUUCAUCAUCGAUGGACUAAUUUCGUUCGUGGUUGGUGUUAUCGGUGUUUACGCUUUGCCAGGCGACCCUUACAACUGCUACUCUAUUUUCCUAACGGACGACGAGAUCAGGCUAGCUCGUAAGAGAUUGAGAGAGAACAACACUGAGAAAUCAGACUUCUCUUCCAAGGUUUUCGACAAAAAAGUGUGGAUUCGCAUUUUCUCAGAUUGGAAGAUCUAUGUGUUGACUCUCUGGAAUAUUUUCUGCUGGAACAACAACAAUGGUAGCUCGGGUGCUUAUCUAUUGUGGCUGAAAUCGUUGCAGAAAUAUUCCAUUCCAGAAGUCAACAAGUUGGCUAUGAUCACCCCGGCAUUGGGUAUGAUAUACUUGUUCGGUACAAGUUUGUUUGCAGAUAAGCUUCAUAGCAGGUGGGGAGCAAUUGUCGUGACGCAAGUGUUCAAUUUCAUUGGUAAUGUUAUUCUGGCUGCGUGGAAUGUCCCUCAGAGUGCUAAAUGGUUUGCGUUUAUGCUACAAUACUUUGGGUGGGCAAUGGCUCCAGUAUUAUAUUCUUGGCAAAACGACAUCUGUCGUCGCGAUGCUCAAGCUAGAUCUGUUAUUUUAGUGGUGAUGAACAUGCUUGCCCAAACCACCACAGCAUUCAUGUCCGUCUUGGUGUUUAAGACCGUUGAAGCACCCAGAUUCUUGAAGGGUUACACCUGGACUGCAGUCUCUGCAUUUUGUCUGUCGCUAUGGACUAUUCUAGUACUAUGGCUUUACAAGCGUGAGGAAAGACAAAACGCGCGGGCAAAUGGCAUUGUUGUGUACAACUCAAAGAAGGGCGAAACAGCUGAAGACAAACAGGCUGCCUAA
Messenger RNA from Lachancea dasiensis, 1728 nucleotides. NCBI's taxonomy places the organism in Eukaryota, Fungi, Ascomycota, Saccharomycetes, Saccharomycetales, Saccharomycetaceae. The record is from the annotation of a GenBank genome assembly.